Messenger RNA from Camelus dromedarius (Arabian camel), 2078 nucleotides. It is a transcript of the gene ADAP2, whose product is annotated as ArfGAP with dual PH domains 2. Gene Ontology annotation, cellular component: plasma membrane; intracellular membrane-bounded organelle; cytoplasm. Lineage: Eukaryota; Metazoa; Chordata; Mammalia; Artiodactyla; Camelidae. Gene Ontology annotation, biological process: heart development; positive regulation of GTPase activity. The transcript is spliced from 11 exons. The coding region runs from base 106 to 1251 and encodes 381 amino acids. Gene Ontology annotation, molecular function: phosphatidylinositol bisphosphate binding; GTPase activator activity; phosphatidylinositol-3,4,5-trisphosphate binding. The record is from RefSeq and is a predicted model, not a curated record.
CUGGGGCUGCGUCCCACUCUACCUGUCCCGCGAGCGCGCUGGUCAUGGGCGGCCGCAGGCCGGGGGGCUGUGGGGCUGAGCCCUGCUGAGCCCGCCGGGCCGGCCAUGGGCGACCGUGAACGCAACAAGAAGCGGCUGCUGGAGCUGCUGCGGGCGGCGGGCACCGGCAACGCGUACUGCGCCGACUGCGGGGCGGCGGAUCCCGACUGGGCCUCUUACAAGCUAGGCAUCUUCAUCUGUCUGAAUUGCUCCGGAGUCCACCGCAACUUCCCUGAAAUCAGCAGAGUGAAAUCUGUGAGACUUGACUUCUGGGACGACAGUAUUGUGGAGUUUAUGACCCACAACGGGAACCUCCGUGUGAAGGCCAAGUACGAAGCCAGAGUCCCUGCUUUCUACUAUAUCCCCCAGGCCAACGACUGCCUGGUCUUAAAGGAGCAAUGGAUUCGAGCUAAGUAUGAGAGACAGGAGUUUAUGGCUGAUGGGAAAACCAUCUCACCCCCAGGUAACCGAGAAGGGUUCCUGUGGAAACGGGGAAGGGAUAACGCACAGUUCCUGAGAAGGAGGUUUGUCCUCCUGGCGAGGGAAGGCCUGCUGAAGUACUACACUAAGGAGGAGGGGAAAGACCCCAAAGCUGUCAUCAGCAUCAAGGACUUGAAUGCCACCUUCCAGACAGAGAAGAUAGGGAACCCCCACGGGCUGCAGAUCACCUACUGGAGAGAGGGCCACAUCAGGAACCUGUUUGUGUAUCACGAAAGUGGGAAGGAGAUAGUGGACUGGUUCAAUGCUCUCCGUGCAGCCCGUCUGCAAUACCUAAAAAUGGCCUUUCCUGAUUCGCCAGAGUCUGAGCUCGUGCCCCUCAUCACCACGAACUACCUCAAACAAGGCUUCAUGGAAAAGACUGGUCCAAAGCAGAGAGAACCUUUCAAGAAAAGAUGGUUUGCUCUGGAUCCCCAGGAGCGGAGGCUGCUCUAUUACAAGAACCCACUGGAUGCCUUUGAGCAGGGCCAGGUGUUUCUUGGGCGCAAUGAGCAGGGCUACCAGGUGUAUGAGGACCUGCCCAAGGGCAUCUGGGGGAAUCGCUGGAAAGCCGGCCUCACCAUCGUCACACCCCAGCGGAGGUUCGUCUUCACCUGCCCCAGCGAGAAGGAGCAGCGCGAAUGGCUGGAGAGUUUCCGGGAUGUCCUCUCCCGCCCCUUGACGCCCCUCCACCUCCUCACUGCUUCAACAGAGAGUGGCUGCAGCAGCAGGUGACCCGUCGGCCACCCAGCGCAGCUGGUGGGAAGGAGUUCUCACGUAGGCCUUGGGGACCAGCGGGCGUGCCCCACCAUCCGUAGCCAUCACUGGCAGUGAACUCUGCCAAGACUGAAGCUUUGGCCUUUACCUGCCGGCUCCCUGGGCCUCCCCACUGCCCAGACCUUGGGGUCUGGGGAUCUGGUAAAUGUCCUCAAGGCCCAGGACAUCUGAAAUGAACAUGCUGCAAUGGAAAAGCACCCACAGCAUCAUGCAAGUGUCACACUUGCGGAAAAACAACAAGCAAAAGUUUAAUCUGAAUCUAACUAUAAGGAAACAGUCGGAUAAACCCACAUUAGAGACAGUCUGCAAAACAACUGGCUGGGUGCUUCAAAAACAUCAAUAUCAGGAAAGAUCAAGUAGUCUGGAAAUGACCCUAGAUUAGAGGAAGCGAAACAGACAUGCCAAAUGCGAUUCAUGAUUCUUGAUGGGAUCCUGGAUUUAAAUUUUAAAAACUUUUACAAAGGACAUAAUUGAGAUAACUGGGACAUUUGAAUAUGGAUGUACAUAUAUGCUAAUGGUAUUGUGAGAUUGCAGUGAUCACGCUGCAUCUGGGUAGGGGAACACUCUUGUUCUUACAAGAUAUGUGUUGAAGUGUUCAGGGAUGAAAUGUCGUCGUGUCUACAACUGACUCAAAUGAUUCAGCAAAAAUUAAGUGUACGUAUACCUGCAUAUGUGUAGGGUAUAUACAUACAUACUCUGUGUGUGUGUGUGUGUGUGUGUGUUUAUAUAUACAUGGAAGACAGGAAGUAUUGUGGACACACACAGGGAGAGAAAGAGAAAGGAGG